Rhinolophus ferrumequinum (greater horseshoe bat) is the source of this 4639-nucleotide messenger RNA. It is a transcript of the gene ZBTB40, whose product is annotated as zinc finger and BTB domain containing 40. The record is from RefSeq and is a predicted model, not a curated record. The transcript has 17 exons. Gene Ontology annotation, cellular component: nucleus. Gene Ontology annotation, biological process: regulation of transcription by RNA polymerase II. Bases 1 to 3729 code for a protein of 1242 amino acids. Lineage: Eukaryota; Metazoa; Chordata; Mammalia; Chiroptera; Rhinolophidae. Gene Ontology annotation, molecular function: protein binding; RNA polymerase II cis-regulatory region sequence-specific DNA binding; DNA-binding transcription factor activity, RNA polymerase II-specific.
AUGGAGCUCCCCAACUAUAGCCGGCAGCUGCUGCAGCAGCUCUACACGCUGUGCAAGGAGCAGCAGUUCUGUGACUGCACCAUUUCCAUUGGUUCCAUUUAUUUCAGGGCCCACAAACUCGUGCUGGCCGCUGCCAGCCUCCUGUUCAAAACCCUGCUGGACAACACAGACACCAUCUCCAUUGAUGCGUCUGUGGUGAGCCCGGAGGAGUUCGCCCUCUUGUUAGAAAUGAUGUAUACGGGCAAGCUCCCUGUGGGCAAGCACAACUUCUCCAAAAUCAUCUCUUUAGCCGACAGCCUGCAGAUGUUUGACGUGGCUGUCAGCUGUAAGAGUCUCCUCACCAGCCUUGUCAACUGCUCUGUGCAGGGUCAGGUGCUGAGGGAUGUCUCCAUGCCCCCCUCAGACGCACCCAGGAAGGAAUCGGAGAAGCCGGAAGUGGAAAUCCUGUCCUCAGAGGGUGCAGGGGAACUUCAUUCUUCCCCAGAGGGCUCUACCCCUGCGGGGGCCCCCAUGAGAGCUGAGAACCAGGAAGCCGUCCGAAUGGGUGCACCAGAGAUUAGUGUGGACUCUUCCACCACCCAGGAGAUUCAGGGGGACGCAGAGAUCCCCGUGGAGACCCCUCGUACCGCUGAAGUUGGUUCUCCCACCCCGGUUGUACAAGUCUUUAGUGAGGCGAAGGAGGCAAGCCCAGAACCAGAGUAUGAGAGGAAACAUUACCAGCUGAAUUUUCUUCUAGAAAAUGAAAAUAUCUUCUCAGAUGCACUCUUGGUUACCCAGGAUAUUUUUAAAAAACUAGAAGAAUGUUCAGAAAUUAAAGGUGCACAGAAGAAGACCAUCAUGGAAUGUCUUGAGGGUAAAGAAGGACAUUCAGCAUUCCGGAGAAUCCUGGAGAAAGUAAGAGAUGGGAGCCUGGAUGUUCAGGCUGUUGUGUACCUGCUGAGGCUGUACCAAGAUUCUAAUCCUGCAGUAAAGACAGCGCUGUUAGGCAGAAUGCCUGAAGAUGUGGAAGCAGUGCAGCCGAAAGGGAGCACAGAGGAGGGAAAGACCUUGUCUGUUCUGUUACUAGAACACAAAGAGGACCUGAUCCAGUGUGUAACGCAGCUGAGACCUAUUACGGAGUUCCUGGAAACAGCCAAGGAGGAAUUCCUGACUGGCGCUGAGAAAAGGGUGAUUCUGAAUUGCUGUGAGGGGGGAACACCCAAGGAGACAAUAGAAAAUUUGUUGCACAAAAUGUCUGAAGAGAAGACCCUGACUGCUGAGAGUCUGGUAAAACUCCUUCAGGCUGUGAAGAUGACAUUCCCAAACUUGGGCCUUCUGCUGGAGAAUUUGCAGAAACUAGCCCCUUUGCCGAGCACCACAGUCCAAGCAAGUCCUGAGGAUUAUGGGACUGAGUUAUUACGACGGUAUCACGAAAACCUCUGUGAAAUUUUCACAGACAACCAGAUGUUACUAGAAAUGAUCCCACCCAUGAAGAGGUUAGCCCCUGGAGAAAGAGAGGUCAUGGAGAAGCUUGUGAAACAUGACUCUGGUUCAGGUGGUUUCAGUUCUUUGAUGUCAGCUGUUCUAGAAAAGCAGACUCUCUCUGCAACAGCCCUUUGGCAACUGCUGCUGGUGGCUCAGGAGGCAAAGACCUGCCCAUUGAACCUGCUCAUGGAGGAAAUACGAAGGGAGCCUGGUGCUGAUGCUUUCUUCCGGGCAGUGACCAGCCCAGAAAAUGCUGCCUUAGAGACCAUCCUGAGGCAUCGCAAACUGAUCCUAGAGGCCAUCCAACACAGGCUUGAACUCAAGGGCUCUCCCUCAGGGGAGGAGCGCCGGGCAGAGACUGUGAAAGAGAUUCUGAGCAUUUCCUCUGAGACGGCCGACCCUGAAGCAUCCCUGAGAGCAGUGCUGAGCAGAGCCAUGGAAAAAGCCAUCUCGGCCAUGGAUAUAUGUCAUCUCCUGUGCAGUGUGCACAGAUCUUUCCCAGGCCUGCAGCCUGUCAUGCAGGAGUUGGCAUGUACUGGUUUCCUUAUUCAGGAAGACGGAGACAAGGAAAGGUGGGAGGUGUGUAACAAAUUUCACCUUGAAGCCAACAACAAAGCGGAUGAAAAGGCAGCGGAGCCAGCCGAAGAAAGGUGCCAGUCUGGAAAGCAGAACGAUCAAGGAGAGACUAGUUCCUUGCCAAAACAACAAGAGAAAGACACUUCUGCCUCCCCAGACUCUGCCAAGAAGAGCUUCAUCUGUAAGGCCUGUGACAAAAGCUUCCAUUUCUACUGCCGUCUCAAGGUGCACAUGAAGCGCUGCCGGGUGGCCAGGAGCAAACAGCUGCAGUGUAAGGAGUGUAACGAGACCAAGGAUUCUAAGAAAGAGCUGGAGAAACAUCAGCUGGAGGCCCAUGGUGCAGGUGGAGAGCCUGACGCCCCCAAGAAGAAGAAGAAGAGGCUUCCAGUGACAUGUGACCUCUGUGGAAGAGAAUUUGCUCAUGCUUCAGGCAUGCAGUACCACAAACUGACCGAGCACUUUGACGAGAAGCCCUUCUCCUGUGAAGAGUGUGGGGCAAAGUUUGCAGCCAAUUCUACCCUAAAGAAUCACCUUCGCCUCCACACUGGGGACCGGCCGUUCAUGUGCAAGCACUGCCUCAUGACGUUCACCCAGGCCUCUGCCCUGGCCUACCACACCAAGAAGAAGCACUCAGAAGGGAAAAUGUAUGCAUGCCAGUACUGUGAUGCUGUGUUUGCCCAGUCCAUCGAACUGUCCCGCCACGUGAGGACCCACACCGGGGACAAGCCAUAUGUCUGCAGGGACUGUGGCAAGGGCUUCCGGCAAGCCAAUGGCCUCUCCAUUCACCUGCACACCUUUCACAACAUAGAGGAUCCCUAUGACUGCAAGAAAUGCCGGAUGAGCUUCCCCACUCUGCAGGAUCACCGCAAGCACAUCCACGAGGUUCACUCCAAGGAGUACCACCCCUGCCCCACGUGCGGCAAGAUCUUCAGCGCCCCUUCCAUGCUGGAGCGGCACAUGGUAACCCACGUCGGAGGGAAGCCCUUCAGCUGCGGGAUCUGCAACAAGGCCUACCAGCAACUGUCUGGUCUGUGGUACCACAAUCGGACCCACCACCCUGAUGUGUUUGCUGCUCAGAACCAUCGAUCUGCUAAGUUCUCGUCACUCCAGUGCAGCUCCUGCGACAAAACCUUUUCCAACACCAUUGAACACAAGAAGCACAUCAAAGCAGAGCACGCAGAUAUGAAGUUCCACGAGUGUGACCAGUGUAAGGAGCUCUUCCCCACGCCAGCCUUGCUACAGGUUCACAUCAAGUGCCAGCAUUCAGGGUCGCAGCCGUUCAGGUGCUUGUACUGUGCGGCUACUUUCCGCUUCCCCGGGGCCCUGCAGCACCACGUCACCACGGAGCACUUCAAGCAAUCGGAGACCACCUUCCCCUGUGAGCUCUGUGGGGAGCUCUUCACCUCCCAGGCCCAGCUGGAGGGGCACUUGGAGUCAGAACACCCAAAGGUGACGGGCACUGAAACCCACGCAGCAGCCUCACAGGUCGUGCAGGUAAUCCAAACCCCGGAGCCGGCGGUCCCAACAGAGCAGGUGAUCACUUUGGAGGAGACCCAGCUUGCGGGUUCACAGGUAUUUGUGACGUUGCCAGAUUCGCAGACAUCUCAGACCAGCUCUGAGCUGGUGGCGGUGACCGUGGAGGACCUGCUGGAUGGCACGGUGACCCUGAUCUGCGGUGAGGCCAAGUGAGUGGCUUCCCAUCCGGGGAGGGCCCUGCAUUUGCAGAGGGAAUGCUUCACAGCUUGCUCGUGUCCUUCCACGCCUGGUCGUUCUGCGCAGUGAGCAUCUUAGCCUGGCACCCGCCGAAAUGGUCUCAUCUGGAAAACAGGAGUGAUGUCGUUGUAGUCACAGAACCAACAACGUGUGAAUCACCGAUCCCGACACCACCGCCCUCCAUUGCAGGCAGGCCUCCUUCCCCUCCCACAGGCCUGCUGCUGUGGCCUCCGUGACACGGUCCACCCCCUAGUGGCGGAUAGCCUCUGAAACAGAGUCUGAAAGAACAGUGGGAUAGGAGCUGGUGAGCAGGACAGCCGGAGAGGUGCGAUGUGCCGGCAGCCCUUAGUGUGCAGAAUGGCGGGAGUGGGACCGUGGCCUACAGACAGGGGCUGCAAACUCGGCCAGUGCCUUCUGGCCACUUAAAAAGGAGAAAAAAAACACCAGCAGACCACCUAAGGACCCCAGCCUUGAGCACACUUGGCCCCUUCCCCACUUGUAAAUGUCCUCCCAGCUGUUUCGCUCACCCAGGCCCCUUGUGGUGGCAACAGGCCGGAGCAGUGUUAAGCAGGAAGCCUCAUUCCCAUGCAGAGUCCCUCCUUGCCAGCACAGGCAGCCCUUGCAAAAUGAAGCCUUUGGCGUGUUUCUGCUGCAGCGUUCGUGUGAGACCAUCCAAUUGCAAGGACAGGCCCUGCCUUUCCAGGAUGUUCUUCACGGUGUUCACACCUGAAAGCUAGUUCCCGCAGCCUUUCCACGUCACGUUAUCCUCACCCCUUUCCCUCAUCAAAGGCUGCAGCUGCUACCCGAUCUGGAGGCCUUGCCCCUCCCUCCGGAGCACAUACUACAGCUAAGGACCCAGUGUCAGGUGGAGGGGCGCCUGCGACUG